CAUUCAGGGGCUCAGCGUGGAGCUGCACACACACACAGCGACAUGGCAAGACGAGCUGAGCGCUGUGUGAUGAUAUCAGUGUGUUUGCUGCUGCUGCUGCCGCUGUGCUGGGGAGUCGAGCCUGAUCACGAAUACUUAUAUGAAUUCACUGAUGCUCCAGACUACAACUCAACAUUUGAGUACAGCUUCUUUAGCAAUGUUAGCAGGGAAGAUCUGGAGAGGUUUUUAAAUGGAGAAGAGUUGGACACUGUAGGAGAAACAAACUUUACAGAAUCAGAAACAGAUGGACGGGUGCAUCAAGAAAAGCCCACCGAACCCCCAGUCAUGUUCGAGAGUCAGGCCUCUCGAUCGUCGCCUGUAUGUCUGCUACUUCAAUUGGUUGUAAUGGUUCAUCAUCUGCUCAGACUGCUAUAGCAGACCCAGUGAAUAUUACAGGAUCCUGUCACACAUCUGGAUAGGAGUCCAGAAGGAGGAGGAAGAGCAGAUGGACAGAUAACCUGAACGAAAGACUUUUGGAUGACACUCACACGCGCACACACACACACGCGCACACUCAAAAAGAGCAGUGGAUCCAUGACAAACCAUGACAACACAUGGCUUGCAAGCUGUAAAUGAAAAGACACAUUGUUCACCAUUCUUAGUCACCAAAAAACAAGCGCACAGAGGUCAGAGGUCUCAUAGGCUGGAAUAUGGAUGUGAAAUGGGGCUAAACUAAAUGACAGGUUCUUUUGUGGUUAUUCUUUCAGGCUGAGCACGAGCACAACAAAGAAGCUGAGGAAAAACAAGAUAUUUUUUCCCCUUUUUUGGUUAAUGAACAGAUGUAGAAAUGAAUGCGCAGACCGUCCACUGUCAUGUCAAACAAUGCUCUCUUUUAUGACAAAAAAAGCAAUGGAAUUUGAAUACAUCUCUCCCAUUUAUUCGAUUUUUUUAGUUUGAAAGCACACUUUUAAAUAUAUUGUGGAUAUCCUUUGUCCUGACCAAAUGCAUCAAAGCUCGCAAAACCAGACUAAUUGUUAGUAAUGCAUCAUGUACAUGCACAAAUAUAAUAUAUUACGCAGUUUAAUUUUUAAAGGGACAGUCAAAAAUAAUCAUGCUGCUGUUAAGUUAAGCAGUGUUUGGUAGUAUUUGUUAUAAAAGUAAAUAGAUACUGUAAUUAAAUGACUUUUCUCCUGACAAAGCGUAAAAAUUAACGGAUUACUUUUAAUUUUUAGGGUAACUUAAUUACAGUAACUUAUAAUGUGCUUGCCCUAAUUGUACAUAAAUGUAAAAAGGUCUGCAUAAAUCAAUUCAGAGACUAAAUUUAUUUUUGUUAUAUCAAUAUUUUGCUGAAUAAUUCUGUUUUCCACAAAAAAAAGUGACAUUUAUAAAGACAAUUGAAGAAACUGAGUCAAAAAUUAGUUAAUCACAAUAUCUAGUAUGAAUUCAGAAAAGUAGAGUAAUUAUACACUCACCGGCCACUUUAUUGGGUGCACCUUAAUAGUACCGGGUUGGACCGCUUUUGCCUUCAGAACUGCCUUAACCCUUCGUGGCAUAGAUUCAACAAGGUACUGGAAAUAUUCCUCAGAGAUUUUGGUCCAUUUUUACAUGAUGGCAUCACACAGUUGCUGCAGAUUUGACAGCUGCACAUCUAUGAUGCGAAUCUCCCGUUCCACCACAUCCCAAAGGUGCUCUAUUGGAUUGAGAUCUGGUGACUGUGGAGGCCAUUUGAGUACAGUGAACUCAUUGUCAUGUUCAAGAAACCAGUCUGAGAUGAUUCACACUUUAUGACAUGGUGCGUUAUCCUGCUGGAAGUAGCCAUCAGAAGACUGUGGUCAUAA
Messenger RNA from Danio aesculapii, 1817 nucleotides. RefSeq lists its product as uncharacterized. Bases 43 to 414 code for a protein of 123 amino acids. The record is from RefSeq and is a predicted model, not a curated record. Lineage: Eukaryota; Metazoa; Chordata; Actinopteri; Cypriniformes; Danionidae. The transcript has 5 exons.